Hibiscus syriacus is the source of this 1343-nucleotide messenger RNA. Its product is annotated as flap endonuclease 1-like. Lineage: Eukaryota; Viridiplantae; Streptophyta; Magnoliopsida; Malvales; Malvaceae. The coding region runs from base 80 to 1261 and encodes 393 amino acids. The transcript has 17 exons. The record is from RefSeq and is a predicted model, not a curated record. Gene Ontology annotation, molecular function: 5'-flap endonuclease activity; DNA binding; 5'-3' exonuclease activity.
AAAUACUAAUCCUAGUGAAGGAAUCAAAAGAAAAUCCUACCGGCGGUAGCCACUGCUCUUCCUCUUUUCUCAACGAACAAUGGGCAUUAAGGGUUUAACGAAGCUUCUGGCUGACAAUGCACCAAAGGCCAUGAAGGAACAGAAAUUAGAAAGCUAUUUUGGUCGCAAGAUUGCCAUCGACGCUAGCAUGAGCAUUUACCAGUUUCUCAUUGUGGUGGGUCGCAUUGGGACUGAAACGCUCACCAAUGAAGCUGGUGAAGUUACCAGUCAUCUGCAAGGCAUGUUUACUCGCACAAUUCGGCUUCUUGAAGCUGGGAUUAAACCUGUCUAUGUUUUUGAUGGGCAGCCUCCUGAUUUGAAAAAACAAGAGCUGGCUAAGCGUUACUCAAAGAGGGUAGAUGCUUCUGCGGAUUUGCAAGAAGCCAUGGAGAGUGGAAAUCAGGAGGAUAUUGAAAAAUUCAGCAAGCGGACAGUAAAAGUCACAAGGCAGCAUAAUGAAGACUGUAAACAACUUUUAAGACUUAUGGGGGUGCCUGUGAUUGAUGCUCCUUCUGAAGCAGAGGCCCAAUGUGCUGCACUCUGCAAAUCUGGAAAGGUUUAUGCUGUGGCUUCUGAGGACAUGGACUCUUUAACUUUUGGAACUCCUAAAUUUCUUCGACAUUUAAUGGACCCGAGCACCAGAAAAGUUCCAGUCAUGGAGUUUGAUGUUGCAAAGGUUCUGGAGGAGCUGAACCUUACCAUGGAUCAGUUCAUUGACUUGUGCAUUCUUUCUGGAUGUGAUUAUUGUGAAUGUAUUCGAGGUAUUGGCGGACAGACAUCUUUGAAGCUUAUUCGUCAACAUGGGUCUAUAGAGCAAAUACUCCAGAACAUAAACAGAGAGAGGUACACAAUACCUGAUGAUUGGCCAUAUGAAGAGGUUCGUCGGCUUUUUAAAGAACCAUUAGUCUGCAUGGAUGAUGAGCAACUUGAUCUGAAGUGGAGUGCUCCAGAUACUGAAGGGUUGAUAACCUUUCUGGUGAAUGAAAAUGGAUUCAAUAUUGACAGAGUAAUGAAGGGAAUAGAGAAAAUUAAAGCAGCUAAGAACAAGUCCUCACAAGGCCGAUUAGAGUCAUUUUUUAAGCCAGUUGCUAACACAUCUGCACCAGUUAAACGGAAGUUUGUAAUCGUUCCAAGCCCAAGGGUAUUGCUAGAAAGCCACCACUGGGGUUGUAUUUCAAGCACUCAGUGGUAUUUUCAAGGGGUGUCUCUACUUCGCUCAUGAAGCUGAAAACUGGAUUCGGCAAUCAUUAUAUUUAUGUCUUCUUUUCUUUUAUAAUGAUGUGUUAAAGGUGUUAUGUAGGCCU